UCAAUUAAUAUUCUUUGGUUCUUGACGUCAUUUUCAAGGUUAGAAGCCAUUGGCAUACAUCUGAGCAAAAAUCGUGUAACGUGUAUAAAUUUGCUAUGUUUAAUAUUAGUCUCGUUAUUAAAAUUUGAUUUUGAAGUUGAAGAGAAGUUGAAAUUUAAAUAGGGUGCUGUUCCCAAAAAGUGUAAUGGAUUCCGCGGAAGGUGAAAAUGAAGGAAGUCCUUGGGGUAACUGCAGUCCAGGUGUAGAAGAAGAAAGAAAGGCGGUUCAUCAAAAGAUAGAAAAGAAAAAUAAUGUCUUGCCAUUAUGGGGCAAUGAAAGGACAAUGAACCUAAACCCAAUGAUUUUGACAAACAUACAGUCUUCCCAUUAUUUUAAAGUGAACUUAUAUGAACUGAAAACUUACCAUGAGGUGAUAGACGAGAUUUACUACAAAGUGACACACCUGGAGCCUUGGGAAAAAGGAAGUCGGAAGACUGCUGGACAAACAGGCAUGUGCGGGGGAGUCCGAGGUGUGGGUGCCGGAGGCAUCGUUUCCACCGCCUUUUGCCUGCUGUACAAACUGUUUACUCUCAAGUUGACAAGAAAGCAGGUAAAUGGGCUACUCACCCAUCCAGAUUCGCCUUAUAUUCGAGGUCUGGGUUUUAUGUACAUCAGGUACACACAGCCUCCAGCCGAUCUCUGGGACUGGUAUGAUGCGUACUUAGAAGAUCCUGAGGAAAUGGAUGUGAAGGCUGGAGGUGGUCAGGUGAUGACAAUUGGUGAAAUGCUUCGUGCAUUCCUAACCAAACUAGAGUGGUUCUCCUCGCUGUUUCCUCGGAUACCCGUCCCGAUUCAGCAGAAGCUAGAGAAAAAACUGAAUGAGCGCUUCCCGCCAGUGGUUGCUCCGUUGCGCCAGCCAAAACCCGUGUUGCAGCAGCCACAGCCAGCUAAGGAGGCUCGUCACAUUCCAGAUGAAGAAGUGUCAUUUGGUGAAGCUGAACGUUUCUCUCGCUUGCGCAGAGCAGAUGGAGUAGGAGGCACAAAUGCGGCAUUACCAGGCCGUGGUGCAGAGAGAGAUCGUCGGCGAACUCCAGACAGAGAUCUUAGGAGAGGUCACAGUUCAGAAGUGUCUCAUAGUCGUGGUUAUAGCAAAGAGAAGAGGGCUUACAGCAAGGAUAAGAGUCCAGCCCAAUGCAAGAGCCCUGUCCGACAUAAGAGUCGAGACAGAAGUCCAGUUCGCUAUAGAGAGAGGAGCAGAGGAAGAAGUCCAGCACGCAGAGACAGAAGCCCACGUCAUAAAGACAGAGAAUACAGACAGAAGUCAAGAGACCGCAAGGAUAGCUCAGGACACAGACACAGAACACCAGAUGAUUUCGCAGAUGAGCUUAGGCGAGAAAAAGAGCGCCAGAAACGGGAGAAAGAUAGAGAUAAGGAACGAGAAAAGGACAGAUUCAAAUCCAAGCACAGACACAACAGGAGCUGAGGCAUAGUUGCUUGCAUAGCACAGUUUUAAGUAUCAGGACAAGAUGGUGAUUUAUGGCCUUUCAUUUUAUUUGAUGCCAGAAAACAUAUUAAAUUUGUUGAGCUGAAAUUAACAUAAAGCCA
Molecule: messenger RNA, 1584 nt
Organism: Cryptotermes secundus
Lineage: Eukaryota; Metazoa; Arthropoda; Insecta; Blattodea; Kalotermitidae
Product: pre-mRNA-splicing factor 38B
Exons: 8
Coding region: 185-1462 (425 amino acids)
Cellular component (GO): precatalytic spliceosome
Source: RefSeq, a predicted model, not a curated record